UGUUGUAUGAAGUAGACGUUAUGAGCCAGGUUGAAGUUGGGCCAGACAAAAAGGCCCACGCAAUCCUGCUGAGGAAGAGCUCCUCAAACAAAAUGGCAUUGAAGGAAAAGGUUGUCCAGAUCUACGAAGUUUUCUUUCAGGGAGAGGACCCUUCAGCCGGGAAUAGUAACUUCUGGGAUGAGUUCUUUCUUCUUAAGGUGAACAUCAGCUACAUAGAAAAUGAGUUUGAGAAAAUGACUGGAGAAGCUUUGCUUGUUUUGAAGGAUAACUUAAACAUGUUGUUUUAUCGAGCAGUGGAAACAUUGAAAGAAGAUAAUCCUAUUCGUGUUGUGAAUGCUUUAUAUACACUUAGUGCUUUGAUCAAUGGAAUCUUCAAGAAAAACCUUGGUGACUUUGGGUUUGAUGUUAUUAACCUUUUAAUUGGGUUUGAUUCUGCUGAAAAUGUCAUGCAGACCUUGGUGGAGAGUUUAAAUGCCAUUCUUACAGGAGAGUAUUCAAUAACACUGAAACAACAGGUCCUGAAGUUUCUACAAGUUCUAGCUACAGCUGCGGACAAUGUGAGUCAGAACACUCUUUUGGAGUACAUCCUCAUUAACAGUGUGUUUGAGUCACUGCUACAAAUCCUCAGUAAUUCCAUCUCCAGACAAAUCCUUGGUCGUGAUGCUGUACUACUUCUCACUCUUCUGGUGCAGUACAGGAAAUACGAGUCAGCCAACCAGUACAUAGUGAAGCUGUCCAUAGUUGAUGAUGAGUUGGCCCUAACAGGCUAUGCACAAGUUGUCCACAGUGCAUUGUCAGAUUUCAACAAUAAAUUUAGGAACAGGAAUGCUGAACAACAGAAUGGCUGGUUCUCAACUCUUGCUUCUAUGGUUGGAAACAUGUUUGUCGCAGAUGAAAAACAAAUAUCAGGAGUGAGAGCAGAUGAUGCUGUCCUUCUGUCCUUGUAUGAAGCUAUCCAUCUCAACAGAAACUUUAUCACAGCUCUAACACAUACUCACACUCCAUCGACACCCACCACACCCCCUUCCUCUCCCACUCUGUCACAGAGCACACCUCCAGUGGAAAAAGCCUCACCGACUGAUAUAUCUAUGAUAGAAAGUGUAAAUCAGCCCACAAACCUGCUGGUGACUUUCCUAGAGUAUAGCUCUGUCGUCAUGCAGGACACCAAAGAUACCACACGUUACAGCAAUGCCAAAUUGUGUUUAGUUAUCCUCACAUGUAUAGCAGAGGAUCAGUAUGCCAAUUCACUGAUGCAUGAUGUUAACAUGAACUUCAGGGUAAACCUUCAUCGAAUGCCUAUGAGACAUAGAAAAGUGAAAGUAGCCAAUAACAUUCCUUCCAGACCUUUAGUAUGUGCACUUCUAGAUUUAAUGGUAGAAUUUACGAUGAGUCAUAUGAUGAAAAAUUUUCCAAUUGAGUUGUACCUUCGGUGUCUAGGUAUCACUCAGCGAGUUUUGUGUUAUCAGAAGAAAUGUCGUGUAAGGCUGCAAUACCCUUGGAAAGAAUUAUGGACAGCUCUGAUAAAUCUCCUGAAGUUUGUGUUGUCACAUGAAACACUCCUGGUGAAGAAACAUACCAACAUAUUCCAUUUAGCGUCCAAGGUAGUGAAUAUCUUCAACCUGUUCAUUACAUACGGAGACACAUUUCUGCCAAAUCCAACAAGUUACGAUGAGCUCUAUUAUGAGAUAGUGAGAAUGCACCAGGUGUUUGACAACUUAUACUCAAUGGCAUUGCGGUACACAACAAGUGAAGGCGGUGACAGUAAGGAUCUAGCAGCCCGACUGACAAACCAUCUCCUCAAUAUCAGAGCGAUUAUCAACCACUUCACACCAAAAGUAGAUGCCUGGGCUGCCGACAAUCAGCUUGCUUCUCUGACAGAAGAACAGGUUCUGGAGGUGGUGAAGAGUAACUAUGACUCCCUGACACUUAAACUACAAGACAGUCUUGACCAGUUCGAACGCUAUUCAGAAAAACCAAGGGAAAAUGCUUUCUUUACGCAACUGGUGAGGUCAAUUGUGCUGGAUGUAAGAAAGACCACAGGUCAUUAUCUGACACUCAAACAGCAUGAUGUCUUACAGGAUGUGGUAGCCAUAUCAGAAUAAUAAGCUUGAGUUGCUGUGACCUUGACAUCGUCAGAGUGAUAGCCUUGUGUUGCCGUGACCUUGACAUUGUCAAAGAUAUAGCCUUGUGUUGCUGUGACCUUGACAUUGUCAGAUUAAUGGCCUUGUGUUGCUGUGACCUUGACAUUGUCAGAGUAAUGGCCUUGUGUUGCUGUGACCUUGGUAUUUCAGUAGUCAGUGCUCUGAUACAGGGCUCUCGAUUUGCCAGAUUUGGGGCCGAUAUUCGACACCAUUCCCAAUGCAAAAUGGUAUCUUUUUUCCCAAUUUCGACCCCAAGUUUUCCCAAUUCUAAGGAAAACACCAUUAUUUUUCCCAAUUCUAAGGGCCUGGGCCCCAGUCCCAAAAUGGGGUGUGAGAGCCCUGUGAUAUUACAUUAAGAUAGUGAGUAGUAAAGGUAAUCCCUCAUGGUAUUUAAGUAUUUAAUAACACAUUCAGGUGGGCACAUAAUUAAAAUUAUUACUUUCAAACAGGGAAUAAUUUGAUAUUUGAAAAAAAAAUGUCAGUGUAAAUGGAGUCUAGAAGUUUUCUAUGAAUCAAGGAUCAUGAAAUACUCCAGAUGAUCAUAAUGCUUAAAAUAAAAUGUGACAGGCCAAGUGAUGUAUGGUUUGGAAGGAAUCAUGCAAAUUUAGGUUUUUUUUAAGAUUUCAUUUUGUGGAUCUUUUUUUCUAUUUUUCCAUCACUGCCUUAAGUCCACAAUUCAUGAAUGUUGCAGAUAAAUACACUUAAAAUUAUCAAUUAUUGAAGUUCUUAGAAGCUGACAACUUUGUUUCAAAAAUAAUAUAAAAUACUGGAAUAUUGUGAUAUGUAUGUUUGAGGGUUUUGUGUAGAAAUGGGUAUGAAUGUCAGAUUGUCUUGAGUGCAAUAUCUGUUUUGUAAAUAAAUUAAUGAUGUUAGAUGCCAAAAUAGUGUAAAGAUAGAGUAUUUAAUAUAUAUACACAGUAAAACUUGUAGAUCAUUGUGUAUCAAUAAAUUAAAUAGUAAAGUAAGCAAAUUUUGUUUUCAAACCUUAUGUAUACAUACAUAAAUGUGGUGAACAAAGGGACUUCAUUUUUUAUGUAUAGCUGUGUGUCCAAGAGUUUAUUUAUUUUGUACUUCAAAGACAGACAUCUUGUUUUGUUGGUUCUAAUUAGUGGAGUUUUAAGUUAAGUGUCAUACUGGUUGUUGAAUGUUCAAAAUUUUGUAUAAAGCUGAAAGGUUGCAAGCACAUGUUUAUCAAUCUCAUAUAUGUUGAUAUGCAAGUAUAUAUGGAAACUACCUGAUAGGAUUUCAGUGCAAAAGCAGUUGACACAUUUUCAAAAGGCAGAAAAGACUAUUGUUCUUUAACAGCCCUGUAGAACAACCUCAGGCUGUUACAGCUGUUUUUUAUUAUUUUAAACUUUUAUCAGGCCGCCAUUGUUUUUCUUUACAUGUAAAGUCUGCUGAUUUACAAUAUCACCAAAAGCUGUAUCAUAAAGCCAUUAUAAAUUCUAUCAAUAUUAUAUAACCCUCGUUACAUAAUGAAAGUCAUAAACAAAUGCUUAAAAACAUUGGCUACAAUGGGUUUCCAUAGCUACAGUUGCUGCAUCACCACUUUUCGGUACGACCAUCGUCAGAUCAAAUUUAGAUUUAAAUGUCAAAAAAAAAUAAAAAAACCCAAACAAACAAAGGAUUGGAAUCAGAAUGUCAAUAUUUUAAAACAGAAUCAUAAUAUUAAUAUUCUGCAAGUUAUAAUAUUUGCUGUUGUGUAAUAAAGGUAAUCUUGGUCUCUUUUUAGUCUGGAAAGAGGGUCACAUUAUCACAGUAUUAUCCGCCCAUAGGGUCCAUUCAGUAUAUUUAGUUGGUUGCUGAACUAGUCCACUAGUAGUCCCUGUUGUUUCUAUAGUAUGUCGUUUGUUGGGUGUAUAUAUUUAUAUUCUGGCAUUAUAGGUGUAUAUACAUUGUGUUUAAAUUAAAUGGAUGUGUAUGUUGUGUAUUAGAUACUGAUUUCAGUAGUCACAUGUUGAUAGUUUUCUAAGGCACAUAUUUUUGAUAGUUUUAGGAUUAGACAAUACUGUCAAGGAUUAGACAAUAGUGUCUGUGGUUUAGUUUUAGGAUUAGACAAUAGUGUCUGUGGUUUAGUUAAGGAUUAGACAAUAGUGUCUGUGGUUAAGUUAAGGAUUAGACAAUACUGUCUGUGGUUAAGUUAAGGAUUAGACAAUAAUGUCUGUGGUUUAGUUAAGGAUUAGACAAUAGUGUCUGUGGUUUAGUUAAGGAUUAGACAAUAAUGUCUGUGGUUUAGUUAAGGAUUAGACAAUACUGUCUGUGGUUAAGUUAAGGAUUAGACAAUACUGUCUGUGGUUUAGUUUUAGGAUUAGACAAUACUGUCUGGUUAAGUUAAGGAUUAGACAAUACUGUCUGUGGUUAAGUUAAGGAUUAGACAAUACUGUCUGUGGUUAAGUUAAGGAUUAGACAAUACUGUCUGGUUAAGUUAAGGAUUAGACAAUAGUGUCUGUGGUUUAGUUAAGGAUUAGACAAUACUGUCUGUGGUUUAGUUAAGGAUUAGACAAUACUGUCUGUGGUUUAGUUUCAUGAUGAGACAAUACUGUCUGGU
Messenger RNA from Ylistrum balloti, 4689 nucleotides. Its product is annotated as armadillo-like helical domain-containing protein 3. The record is from RefSeq and is a predicted model, not a curated record. Gene Ontology annotation, biological process: regulation of Golgi organization. NCBI's taxonomy places the organism in Eukaryota, Metazoa, Mollusca, Bivalvia, Pectinida, Pectinidae. The transcript has 25 exons. Bases 21 to 2102 code for a protein of 693 amino acids. Gene Ontology annotation, cellular component: cytosol.